AUGGCUGCCUAUCGGCUUCACAAUGAGCGAAUGCAUCACAAAACAGUGAUGCUGAGCAUUCAUCGCCCGAAAAUCCAGACUGACAAGAAGAAGAAGAAGAAGAAGAAGAAGAAGAAGAAGAAGAAGAAGAAGAAGAAGAAGAAGAAGAAGAAGAAGAAGAAGAGAAGAAGAGACAAAUGA
Aspergillus clavatus NRRL 1 is the source of this 180-nucleotide messenger RNA. RefSeq lists its product as uncharacterized. The coding region runs from base 1 to 180 and encodes 59 amino acids. The transcript has 2 exons. The record is from RefSeq and is a predicted model, not a curated record. NCBI's taxonomy places the organism in Eukaryota, Fungi, Ascomycota, Eurotiomycetes, Eurotiales, Aspergillaceae.